GUUUUUAUACCUUAUUUUUCUCUCGAUUAUCCCAUCGUGAUUCUUGGUGCAAUUGCAGCUGGAGGAAAGGUUACCUCAAUCAAUUCAUCAUAUACGGCUUAUGAAAUCAUUCAUCAAUUACAAGAUUCUGGUGCAUCCGUUAUUAUUGUUAUUCCUGCAUUGCUCUCAGUCGCGAUUAACGUCGUAGCCGCAACAAAUAUUUCCGAAUCUAAUAUAUUUUUAUUUGGUGAAGAAGAGAUUAAUGGAUUUCAACCUUUCUCGUCCUUAAUGUCUAUGCAAGAAGUUAAUCCAAUAGAAUAUACCCCAGAAGAAGCAAAAUUAACUACUGCUUAUUUAUAUUAUAGUUCUAUAGUUCUGGAUUUCUCGGAUCCCUGUCCUAAAUUCGAACUAGAAACAUUUUGUCGAGUUAUUCAAGAUUAUAAAGUAAAUUUUGCACCAAUUGUUCCUCCUAUCGCUUUACUCUUGGUUAAAAAUCCCGUUGCAAAAAAAUAUGACUUAUCAAGCUUAACCGAGACAUCUUCAAUAACUCAUUUAGUUAAGGCGAAGACUGAGAGAGUUGUCAAUGGCUCGGUUGGAAUUCUUAUUCCAAACGUGGAAUGUAAAAUCGUUUCAGAGAAUGGUCAAGGUAAUCAACCAAAUUUUCAGUUAAAAACAUUUUCAGAGAAAACAAAAUUAAAAGCGAUUUUAUUAAUAGAACUCGGAUAUAAUGAACCUGGCGAAUUAUAUAUUCGUGGACCAAAUGGUUAUCUUAAUAAUAAGGAGGCUACGGACUUGUGUAUUGAUAAUGAUGGUUGGUUUCGUACUGGUGAUAUAGGAUACGCUGACCUUCAAGAAAAUUUUUUCAUUGUCGACCGCGUUAAAGAAUUAAUUAAAUACAAGGGAUACCAAGUGGCAUUUUAA
Molecule: messenger RNA, 900 nt
Organism: Funneliformis geosporum
Lineage: Eukaryota; Fungi; Glomeromycota; Glomeromycetes; Glomerales; Glomeraceae
Source: the annotation of a GenBank genome assembly